Rattus norvegicus (Norway rat) is the source of this 4147-nucleotide messenger RNA. It is a transcript of the gene Zfp74, whose product is annotated as zinc finger protein 74. Gene Ontology annotation, biological process: regulation of DNA-templated transcription; negative regulation of DNA-templated transcription. NCBI's taxonomy places the organism in Eukaryota, Metazoa, Chordata, Mammalia, Rodentia, Muridae. The record is from RefSeq and is a predicted model, not a curated record. Gene Ontology annotation, molecular function: DNA-binding transcription factor activity. Gene Ontology annotation, cellular component: nucleus.
CUGCGAAGGAUUCUGGGAAAUGUAGUCCAGAGCAAGAAAGCAGCGGAUCCUUUCGGAUUCUUCUCAGUUGCAAGUUGCACCCCUAGGCUGUGAUUGCCAGGCCGCGGGGAAGCCGCUGCUACAGAACCCGCCCAAGCCCAAGCUGAUCCCCGUGCCGCAGCGCCGCACCCCUACCCGAGCUGUGGCCACUCUCCCGGCUCGCACACAGAAGGCCAGACCUGCCCGGCGAGCCGCGGGGCCCUCUGGGAAGUGCUACCCUGCGUCUAACGGACCCAGCUUUCGUUGUCAGAAUUCUUCCUGCGCUGAGGAACCUUUUAGAAGCUCAAUAUUUACUGAAGGUUGGACAUAUAUCAGUCAGUUGUUGGUGCGCUGGAUCCUGCAGUGAACAGAGGAAUCGGCCCCCUCUCCCUCGGCUAAUCAGGAUGCCGACGUUGCUGUGGAGUAGAUAAUAAACUCAGCUUGCUCAGGACGUCCCUCCCUAAAAAGAAGAGGAAAUGACCGAGUCUGAGGGACUAGUGACGUUCAAAGAUGUGGCCAUUGAUUUCACCCCAGAAGAAUGGAAGCAGCUGGAUCCUACUCAGCGGAACCUAUAUCGGAAUGUGAUGCUCGAAAAUUAUAACAACUUAAUCACAGUUGGCCCGCCACUCUCCAAACCCGAUGUGAUUUUCAAGUUGGAACAAGAGGAAGAGCCAUGUGUAGUGGAGAAAGAAGUGUUAAGGAGACGCCGUCCAGGAGAGAUUUUGGGCAUUGAUGAACACCAGAAAAACCAGAACAGGCUCUUGAGACAAGUUCUCAAGGGGACGGUGGUGACUCACGAAGCCGAUGAACGCCCUAAGAAGUUCGCAAAUACAUUCUCUCCAAACUCAGACUCCGUUCCUUCCGGACACAAUCUCUGUGACCCUGACAGUGUUGGAAAGCGUGCAGAACCGGAUUCUGGCGAUCCCGGUAAUGCAAAGCAGCCGUCGCCAGAGGAGCGUUUCCAGGAAGAUGAUGCGGAGCAACCAUUUCACAACAGCUCGCCCCAUUUUGUGCUGACGCCCUUCAAGUGCAAUCACUGUGGAAAAGGCUUUAGUCAGACCCUGGACCUGAUUCGACACCUGAGAGUUCACACUGGGGGGAAACUGUAUGAGUGCCAUCAGUGUGGAAAAGGCUUUAGCCACAAGGAGAAACUUAUUAAUCACCAUAAACUUCACAGUAGGGAUCAGUGCUAUGAGUGUAACGAAUGUGGGAAGACUUUCAUUAAGAUGUCAAAUCUCAUGAGACAUCAACGAAUUCACACCGGAGAGAAACCAUAUGUGUGCCAGGAGUGUGGGAAAUCCUUCAGCCAGAAAUCUAAUCUCAUUGACCACGAAAAGAUUCACACUGGCGAGAAGCCUUAUGAAUGCAGGGAGUGUGGGAAAUCCUUCAGCCAGAAACAAAGCCUUGUCGCACACCAAAAAGUUCACACUGGGGAGAAGCCUUACGCGUGCAAUGAGUGUGGGAAGGCCUUUCCUCGGAUCGCUUCCCUUGCUCUUCAUAUGCGCAGUCACACGGGAGAAAAACCAUAUAAGUGUGAUAAGUGUGGAAAAGCCUUCUCUCAGUUUUCCAUGCUCAUCAUACACGUGAGAAUCCACACUGGUGAGAAGCCGUACGAGUGCAGCGAGUGUGGAAAAGCCUUCUCUCAGAGCUCAGCACUAACUGUGCAUAUUAGAAGCCACACGGGUGAGAAACCCUAUGAAUGCAAGGAAUGCAGAAAAUCCUUCAGUCAUAAGAAAAACUUCAUCACCCAUCAGAAGAUUCAUACUCGGGAGAAGCCGUAUGGAUGCAAUGAGUGUGGCAAAGCCUUUAUCCAGAUGUCAAACCUUGUCCGGCACCAGAGGAUCCACACGGGAGAAAAGCCUUAUCUAUGUAAGGAAUGUGGCAAAGCCUUCAGCCAGAAGUCAAAUCUCAUUGCUCAUGAAAAAAUUCACUCUGGAGAGAAGCCCUACGAAUGUAACGAGUGUGGGAAAGCCUUCAGCCAGAAGCAAAACUUCAUUACCCAUCAGAAAGUUCACACGGGAGAGAAACCUUAUGAUUGUAACAAGUGUGGGAAGGCCUUUUCUCAGAUCGCUUCCCUUACCCUUCAUUUGCGAAGUCACACGGGAGAAAGGCCUUAUGAGUGUGACAAGUGCGGGAAAGCCUUCUCCCAGUGCUCACUACUCAAUUUACACAUGCGAAGUCACACAGGCGAGAAGCCAUACAUAUGCAACGAAUGUGGAAAAGCCUUCUCUCAAAGAACAUCCCUCAUUGUGCACAUGAGAGGCCACACUGGCGAGAAGCCCUAUGAAUGUAACAAGUGUGGGAAAGCCUUCUCCCAGAGCUCAUCCCUCACCAUACACAUCCGGGGUCACACGGGCGAGAAACCCUUCGACUGCAGCAAGUGUGGAAAAGCCUUCUCUCAGAUAUCUUCCCUUACACUUCAUAUGAGGAAACACACAGGGGAGAAGCCCUAUAACUGUAUCGAGUGUGGCAAAGCUUUCAGCCAAAAGUCGCACCUUGUCAGACACCAGAGAAUCCACACUCACUAGAGACUAGUGAACACUGUGAACAUGAGGACUGCCUUCCAAUGAAAUGAACACCUCACAGCACACUACAUGAUCAGUUCUAGUACUGACUGUUGGAAAGCUUUGUGAAGAAGCCAUGCGUUUGUUAGAGAAUUCUCCCUGCGAUGACCAAUUGUAUGAGAAAACUGAGAAACUUUGAACAAACACCAUUGACAUCAGUAUUCUCAUUCAAAUCCGAAAGAAAAUAUCUGCUGUGAAACAACGCAUUGGAGCUCCUUGCCAGUGUACUAAGCAAGAGACAGAGAUUGGAAAAAGCAGGCAAUAUGGGACCAUGGGAAGUAGGUGCUGUAUGAUAAUGUGUCAGGAAGAAAGGCUGAGGGAAGUAGGUGACAUGUGCACAAGUUAAAAACGUGCCGACAAAUGCAAGAGAUCACCUGAAAAAGCAAGUCAGGAAAUUAUGAGUUUAAGUACCCUUCCAAUUCUCUUUCUUUCCUUCCAUGAAGAAUUUACAUGUCAGUUGCUAAGAAUUUCCUGAUCUGAUUUCAGAGUAAUAUGGCAAGGGAAAGGACCAUGAAUAGCAAAAACAAAAAAUACAACACAACCCUACAAAAACAAACAAAACAACAACAAAAAAAAACAUUUUUUUUUGACAAAACAGCUAGGGAAGAUGUUCACUCAGUUCUAGAUACUAAAUUAUUUAACGUUUUUUCUUUUCUUUUUUUUUUUUUUACUUAAAUUCUUUUGAGUGAAUAAACUAGUGGAAACAAAUUGAAAUCCAAGACUCGGCAAUUUUCUGUAUGCGUGGUGCUACUGAAAUCAUUGGAAUAAAUCCAGCCUGUUCAAUAUGUGUACAAGUCAUGUGACCCAAACAUGUUACUUCUUAAACAUGGAUACACAGAAUCCUUCAGGCUGGUGAGACGGCCCCGCUGAUACGCUGAUACGGUGAUGGCUGCCAAGCCUGAUACUCCCUACAAUGAUCCCCGGAAUCCAGAUGGUGGAUGGAAAGAACUGACUCCCACAGUUGCCCUCUGACCUCCAAUGGCACGCCAUGGCAUGCAUGUACACACACACACACACACACACACACACACACACACACACACACUCCAGAUAGGAAAGGUAAAAUCAUAAAACCAUGCUGGAAAUAAAGUAGAAUAUGUUGCUUUAAAGAGCAUUAACAAAGCCCUACAAACACGGAGCAGGCUAUUUCCUGCUAGUGUAGUGGACUCAGGAGUGUCCACGCAUGUCAGCAGAGAUUUACCUCUAAGUGCGUGUGGAUUCAUGGCUUGGUUUGCUCUAAACGAUAAGUAAUAUUGCCAUCAAUGCAGUGAUAGAUCAACAUGUUUAUUUCUAUGAUAGGACACUAUACUUUAUUUAAAAAUAUACCAAAUUUACAUGUAGUUACUUGGAUAGAUCACAGUAUGUUGAGAGGAAGAACCAAAAUACUCAAUUAAACAUGGUAAAAUAAUUGUAAGUUGAUUAAAACAGUUCAAAGAACAGCAUUGUCUAUUGCUCAUGGUCCAUUUAUAAUGCUAAUUGCCUUUGAGGAUGUAGAAGGUUUUAUGGGAGUUGUUACAUUGAUCUGUAAUACUUCAAUAAAAGAAUAAAAGCAAAUAUAGUGUUAA